Messenger RNA from Wasmannia auropunctata (little fire ant), 1009 nucleotides. RefSeq names its product endocuticle structural glycoprotein SgAbd-8-like. Lineage: Eukaryota; Metazoa; Arthropoda; Insecta; Hymenoptera; Formicidae. Gene Ontology annotation, molecular function: structural constituent of chitin-based larval cuticle. Gene Ontology annotation, cellular component: chitin-based extracellular matrix. The transcript is spliced from 2 exons. The record is from RefSeq and is a predicted model, not a curated record. Bases 48 to 452 code for a protein of 134 amino acids.
GUCAGUAGUACCGUGCACGCAAUAUCUGGAAAACGAAGCAGUUGAGGAUGAAUCCGCAUUUAAUUAUCUUGCUGAGCCUGGCGGCAAUGAUAUCGGGCCAACGAGCAAACGAGCCGAUAGCCAUCGUCAGGCAGGAGCAGGACAUCAGCCCGGACGGUAGCUACUUUCUGAAAUGGGAGAGCGCCAACGGGAUUACCUUCGAGGAGCAGGGCGUCCAGAAGAAUUCGGGCCAGAAGGACAAGGAGGCCGAGGAGGUGCGCGGCUCGGCGUCCUGGACCGCGCCCGACGGGCAGAAAUUUAAUAUCGGCUGGCUGGCAGACGAGAACGGCGCCGUUUUCCAAGGUGCGCAUCUGCCGACACCGCCGCCCACGCCGGCAAUCCCGCCUGCCAUCCAACGCGCCCUCGAAUGGAUAGCCGCUCACCCUUACCAGGAGGAAAGAAACAAAGUGUAAACUGAUGCAACUCUCGCUACAGACACAUUGAAGAAUCGUACUUCACUUGCGUACGUUUAGCUUGGCGUCAAAUGUAGAAAAGACAAGUUUGUAUAAAAAUUUCGUAUGCCGAGGAAAGAUGUGACUUAAUUCCCGAUUCCUCGUCUCAACCACUCUUAUAUUGUUUCUCACGAAUAUAAAAUAAUAUAAUAUUAUAUAUAUAAAUAUAUAUAUUCUGUUUUAAGUGUACCCAACGUGCGACCAAUUGCGAUAAUUGUGAUAUUGAAUUGUGUGUUGGGAUAAAUGCGAUAUUGAAAGAUUUGAUUGAGGAGAGAUAAACUCUUGUCAGUUAUAAAAUCAUCAAAUAUAUUACGAGAUCUUUAAGACAAACGCUAUCAAUUAUAUUAUUGGAAAAUAUUGCGUUGUCGUGUUUACUUCAAUAUUCGCAAUUAUCCCGGUUAGCUAUAAUUUAAACAAUUCUAUCAAUCGGAUUAACCGUAGACAAAUAUGCAGAGAGAGUUAUUGGUUUAAGAGCAGAACAUCUUGUAAGUCAAUAAAAACCUCAGAAUAUUCACAUA